Messenger RNA from Drosophila ananassae, 2942 nucleotides. RefSeq names its product suppressor of hairless protein (gene Su(H)). Gene Ontology annotation, molecular function: RNA polymerase II cis-regulatory region sequence-specific DNA binding; DNA-binding transcription activator activity, RNA polymerase II-specific. Gene Ontology annotation, biological process: regulation of transcription by RNA polymerase II. The transcript has 4 exons. The coding region runs from base 468 to 2261 and encodes 597 amino acids. The record is from RefSeq and is a predicted model, not a curated record. NCBI's taxonomy places the organism in Eukaryota, Metazoa, Arthropoda, Insecta, Diptera, Drosophilidae. Gene Ontology annotation, cellular component: nucleus.
ACCAAUAUACCGGUAAAUGGCGACUAUCGUAAAUAAAAGUCUAUCGAUAGUUCGAUUCACCGUCAACAUCCUCACUCACUUUUUUAGUUGUAGCAUAAAUAUAACUCGAGCACUAGUCGCAGCGUUAAAUACAAGCCAGCCGCUAGAACCGCCAGUCGCUAGUCAAGUGCUUCUUAGACAUAAAUAUGUAAUACCGGUGCUUAGAGCUAAAUUAAAUCCACCCACAAGAGCAAUAACAACAAAGCGAGUCCGCGGCCAAGAAGAAGAGUGCGUGAGAGAAACGACAGCUGCUGGUCGUGUGUGUUGGUGCAGGAUAACAAAUACAAAACAGCGAAAACGACAACAACAACAAAUAGUACGCAAGCAGUGUCAAAGUGCCAAAAGAAUUUGCCAAAAAAACCAGAAAGUAUACCUGCCGGUCCACAGUUUACGAUUCACAGAGCUCAAUGCAGAAGACAUGUGCAUAAAUGAAGAGCUACAGCCAAUUUAAUUUGAACGCCGCCGCCCCGCCCGCCAUCGCCUUCGAGAACGCAGCCGCAGCCGCAGCUGCACUCCACCCGAAUCCGAACGGAUCGCCGCUGGACCACAGCCACCACCAGCAGCAGCCACAGCAACGCCAGGACAUGCCGCACUUUGGACUGGGCAGCGGUCCCCAGCCGCCGGCGCAACAGCAGCUACAAGUGCAUCACCAGCAGCAGCAGCAGCAACAGCAACAACAACAGCAGCACCAGCAAAUGCAAAUGUCCUUGCUGCCAGGACCCUACCGGCCGCACAUCGAGGAGAAGAAGCUGACGAGAGAUGCCAUGGAGAAGUACAUGAGAGAGCGGAACGACAUGGUCAUCGUUAUCCUGCAUGCCAAGGUGGCCCAGAAGUCGUACGGCAAUGAGAAGCGCUUCUUCUGCCCGCCGCCGUGCAUCUAUCUGUUUGGCAGCGGGUGGCGGCGGCGCUACGAGGAGAUGCUGCAGCAGGGCGAGGGCGAACAGGGAGCCCAGCUGUGCGCCUUCAUCGGGAUCGGGAGCAGCGACCAGGACAUGCAGCAGCUAGAUCUCAACGGCAAGCAGUACUGCGCCGCCAAGACACUCUUCAUCUCGGACUCGGACAAGAGGAAGCACUUCAUGCUCUCGGUUAAAAUGUUCUACGGCAAUGGCCACGACAUCGGCGUGUUCAACUCCAAGCGCAUCAAGGUGAUAUCGAAGCCGUCCAAGAAGAAGCAGUCCCUGAAGAACGCCGACCUGUGCAUAGCCAGCGGCACCAACGUGGCCCUGUUCAACCGCCUGCGCUCCCAGACCGUCUCCACGCGGUACCUGCAUGUGGAGAACGGACACUUCCACGCCUCGUCCACUCAGUGGGGUGCCUUUACGAUACACCUGCUGGAUGACAACGAGUCGGAAUCCGAGGAGUUCCAAGUGCGCGACGGCUACAUACACUACGGAGCCACCGUGAAGCUUGUUUGUUCAGUAACGGGCAUGGCACUUCCGCGUCUGAUCAUCCGGAAGGUGGACAAGCAAAUGGCCUUGCUGGAGGCCGAUGACCCCGUCUCUCAGCUGCACAAGUGCGCCUUUUACAUGAAGGACACGGAUCGCAUGUACCUCUGUUUGUCGCAGGAGAAGAUCAUCCAGUUUCAGGCCACUCCUUGCCCCAAGGAGCCCAACAAGGAGAUGAUCAACGACGGCGCCUGCUGGACAAUCAUCUCCACGGACAAAGCCGAGUACCAGUUCUACGAGGGCAUGGGUCCUGUGGCAUCCCCAGUCACUCCAGUGCCAAUUGUCAACUCCCUGAAUCUCAAUGGCGGCGGCGAUGUGGCCAUGCUGGAGCUCAGUGGCGACAACUUUACGCCCCAUCUUCAAGUGUGGUUCGGGGACGUCGAGGCCGAGACCAUGUAUCGGUGCACGGAAACGCUCUUGUGCGUGGUGCCAGAAAUCUCCCAGUUUCGCGGCGAGUGGCUCUGGGUACGACAGCCCACACAGGUGCCCAUAUCCUUGGUGCGAAACGACGGCAUUAUUUACGCCACCGGGCUGACCUUCACCUACACACCCGAGCCAGGUCCCAGGCCGCACUGUAACUCACAGGCCGAGGAUGUGAUGCGGACCCGGCACAAUAACAACAAUAACAUCACUAGCAUCAGCAACAAUAACAACAGCAACAAUGCGGGGUCGCCGGCCGGUGGCAACAUGCAACAGCAACAACAGCAGCAACAGCACCAGGCGCUGCCCUCCAUCUCAGAAGUGCAAUGGAAUAGUCACGGUAGCGGCUUGUCCUGAGUGCAGGACUAUUGCAUCGUACACUUAUAUAUCCUAAGUUAUUUAUAGUUUUUACUGGAGACUUUAGUUUGUAGAUUGACAAUUUUUCUCAUACUGAUUUUCCACCUGUCAUGCCGUGCAGCGUGAACACUGUGUCCUACCCUCCUCUCUAAAAAGAAUCAUCCUAUAUACACAUACCUAGUACUAGUUUUGGAACCAAUAGAUUUGUAAAUGAAAGACAAGAUUGUACAUAAAUCGAGAAAGCUCACUGACACACGUAUAUCUUUAUAUAUAUAUAUCCUUGUAUGUGCAUGCAAGUUCAUAUACAAUUUAACUUGUAACUCUAGUUAAAUAUACAAUCGAUAUAAGUCUAUAGACGAUUUUUGAAGCUGCGGCUAAAAUAUUUUUUUAAUUUCGUUGCGGCGAAUUUCCAAAGAGUGUGCCGAGAGGAAGAGUACAAUGAAACGUUGGCCUUGCCAUAAGAAACAUUCCAUUUUCCCUCUGAAGUUUCCAAAAAGUCAUAGACAAGUCACGGAGGGAGACAUUUUUCUUUUCACAUAGCUUUGGCACCAACUCCUUGGAAGUUCGCAGCAACCACAGUCUCAUACAAUUUUUGUAAUAUAGAAUCGUGAAAAGACGGAAAUGCGAUUUGUUUAAGCCUAAGAGAAAGCCUAAAGUAAAUAAAUCAAGACGAAACCCAAA